This is a messenger RNA of Myotis davidii, 1517 nucleotides long. Its product is annotated as alpha-1-antitrypsin. The transcript has 5 exons. Lineage: Eukaryota; Metazoa; Chordata; Mammalia; Chiroptera; Vespertilionidae. The record is from RefSeq and is a predicted model, not a curated record. Gene Ontology annotation, biological process: negative regulation of endopeptidase activity. Gene Ontology annotation, molecular function: serine-type endopeptidase inhibitor activity. The coding region runs from base 102 to 1502 and encodes 466 amino acids.
UGAAUAAACUCUGGUUGCUUCACAUGGUGUGACUCAGGGGCCAGGGGGCUCACUGUGUGGCCUGACUUGGGUGUGAUGCCCCUUCUCUCCCUCGCAGGACAAUGCCAUCCUCCGUCACGUGGGGCCUCCUCCUGGCAGGCCUGUGCUGCCUGGCCCCUGCCUCCCUGGCUGAUAGUCUCCAUGGAGUCGCUGUCCACAAGAUCACACCGGAACUGGCCAACUUCGCCUUCAGCCUGUACCGUCAGGUGGCCCAUCAGUCCAACUCUACCAACAUCUUCUUCUCCCCAGUGAGCAUCGCUACAGCCUUUGCCAUGCUCUCCCUGGGGGCCAAGGGCGACACUCACACCCAGAUCCUGGAGGGAUUACAUUUCAACUUGAAGAAGGUACCUGAGGCUGACAUCCAUGCAGGCUUACAGCAUCUCCUCCACACCCUCACUGAGCCAAACCGACAGUUGCAGCUGAUCACUGGCAACAUCUUGUUUGUCAAUGAGAGUGUGAAGGUGGUGGAUAAGUUUUUGGAAGAUGUCGGGAAGCUGUACCACACAGAUGUCUUCUCCAUCAACUUCAGAGACACCAAGGCCAAUACACAGGUCAAUGAUUACAUAGAGAUGAAAAGCCAAGAAAAAAUUGUAGAUCUGGUCCAAGACCUUGACAAAGACACAACUCUUGCUCUGGCAAAUUACAUCUUCUUUCAAGGUCGGUGGAAGGUUAAAUUCGAGGCUGAGGGCUUUGUAGCAGAAGACUUCCACGUGGACAAGAAGACCACGAUAAGGGUGCCCAUGACCCACCGUUUGGGCAGGUUUGACCUGCUGCACGACAAGGCGCUCUCCUCCUGGGUGCUGCUGCAGCACUACAGGGGCCAAGGGCCCGCCUUCCUGAUCCUGCCCGAUAAGGGGAAGAUGCAGUACCUGGAGGCCAAGAUCUGCCAGAAGCACCUGGCCAGGAUCUUCAAAAACAUCGACAUACGGUCUGCCUCUCUGAGUAUGCCCAAACUGUCCAUUUCUGGAACCUACGAUCUGAAAGCCAUCCUGGGUGAAAUGGGCAUCACCAAGGUCUUCAGUAAUGGGGCUGAGCUCUCGGGGAUCAGCGAGGAGGUACCCCUGAAGCUGUCCAAGGUGAGCCUGUCCCUGCUGUCCACAGGGCAGAUGUGUGCGGGCUGCAGCCCAGGGGCGGGGACAAAGGGCACAAACACCCCGCAGACCGAGGUCUCUGGGGAAGGCCCUUGGACUCACCAAGACUGGGACGUGUUCAGGCACCCAAGGGAGGGGUGGCCUCCUGUCCUGGCCCUUGCGCUGCACAAGGCUGUGCUGACCAUCGACGAUAGAGCCCUUCACUUCCCAAGCCAAACUCCCUCCCUUGGUGACAUUAAAGAAUGGAUAAACUGGCCCGAGCUUAGGUUUAAGCAUCUGACCAUCAAGUUCAACAGGCCCUUCUUAGUCAUCAUCAUGGAUGAAAAUGCCAACAUGCCUCUCUUCAUGGGAAAGAUGGUAAAUCCCAUGUAAAAGUAACUGCCUCUC